GUUGUUGGUUCCGGUGAUCGUCUAAUCUCGCGCCCAAGAGUUCGUCGUCCUAUGCCUGCAAUAGAUGCUGAUGUUAUGGACGUCAACUACAUCUGCGCGUCGCCUGGACCACAGCUUCUCCGCCGCCCUCGUAUGACGACAGAGACUGCCAACAACCCGUAUCUUCGACAUCCGUAAUCUGGAGAACCCUCACUACUCCGGCAACUACAAAAGAAAGCAACGCUCCAUUGAUCACUACCAGUACGUAGUGGAUGGUUACCUUUACCAGUCCAAUUACGCCAACGGACUCGAUGUUGUGGAUAUCCGCUCGAUUACCGAGGAUUCCAGCGGUAGCAGCAUGUGCGUGGCUAGUUUUUUCGACGUAUCCCCAAAAGAUGACGAGAAGGAGGGUGGUGGCGCAGUCGCCUUCCUCAGAUCCUGGUCCUCAUACGCCAAAUCCAAGUAUGGCUUCACUAUGGUGCACACUAUCGAGCGCGGCACCUUCAUAGUCAAAAUGAUCCGCAAAGAGGGCCCUUAGCCAGCUGUCUGCAAGUUCAACAGUUGUCUGACAUCACUUCGUGCCAGCAGCAUCGAAGGACGAAUCGAACACGGUCAAUCAUUUUGCGGGAACUUUACAGCUCGACAAAUGAAUGAUGAGCGUGCGGUUCCAGACUACACGAGGACAGCCUGAACCGGAGAGGAUGACGUCGCCCGAGUCAGCAGCGCUUGCGCUUGUGUGUCCACCACGGUGCCGCAGCUAGGAUAACAAGCAGGCCGUCUGUGCCUACUGUUCUAUCACGCAAGAUGAGGUAGAGAUAUGAUAUGGCUAAUUUCCAGUAUGUACCAACAUACAACAAAAUCAUGAAAUGAGUAGGACGACCAUUUACGAGUGGCAGUACGGAGUACGAUAUAAUGAUAUCGUAUAUUUCAUGCAAGCGUGUAUUACUUGAGUUCUGGGACUCUUUGCAAGUGUCUGGGUUGUUAGGGUAGUUCAUGAUGUUAACAAU
Messenger RNA from Dothidotthia symphoricarpi CBS 119687, 986 nucleotides. RefSeq lists its product as uncharacterized. Gene Ontology annotation, cellular component: extracellular region. The transcript is spliced from 2 exons. Bases 338 to 517 code for a protein of 59 amino acids. Lineage: Eukaryota; Fungi; Ascomycota; Dothideomycetes; Pleosporales; Dothidotthiaceae. The record is from RefSeq and is a predicted model, not a curated record.